AUGGGGAAGGGCACUGUGUCUGGGCUUGUGCAGGUGGUGGAUGCAGACACUGGCAAGGUGGUCAUCAUCUCUCAGGACCUCGUUCAGGUGAAGGUGCUGCUGCUUGAGGCCAUGAGGAUCUGCGCCCCCUUCACGCGGAUGAGGACGAGCACUCAGUUGGGGAAGAACUGGGUACAUCUCCUACUGCUUGAAGGAGGCAGCACAGCUUCUGGGGGCAUUCCUAGUGCUGGGACCCCGCUGGUCACCAGGCCUGACUUCUCCCCACCGAUGCCCAUCUAUAUCACCCGGAUCACCAACCACCAGAACCCUUUCUCCUUUGGCAAUGCCAUGCCAGGCCUGACCUUCCACUGGUCUGUCACCAAGUGGGGCAUCCUGGACCUCCAAGGGCAGCACCACAAGGUAGGCAACCACCCACCGAGAGCUCACCUCCCACCCCUGUCCCAGGCCAGCACCCUGAGAGACAGGGACUUCCCACAGGAAGUCCCCACCCUCACACCCAGAGAGGCCCUUUCUGUCCUCUCCCAAGUCUCAAUGGGACUCCCUUCAACUAAAGGCUAA
Messenger RNA from Rhinopithecus roxellana (golden snub-nosed monkey), 558 nucleotides. RefSeq names its product nuclear pore membrane glycoprotein 210-like. The record is from RefSeq and is a predicted model, not a curated record. The transcript is spliced from 3 exons. Bases 1 to 558 code for a protein of 185 amino acids. NCBI's taxonomy places the organism in Eukaryota, Metazoa, Chordata, Mammalia, Primates, Cercopithecidae. Gene Ontology annotation, cellular component: nuclear pore.